Messenger RNA from Drosophila elegans, 1833 nucleotides. Its product is annotated as proteoglycan 4. The record is from RefSeq and is a predicted model, not a curated record. Gene Ontology annotation, biological process: positive regulation of Rho protein signal transduction. The coding region runs from base 502 to 1656 and encodes 384 amino acids. The transcript has 4 exons. Gene Ontology annotation, molecular function: actin binding. NCBI's taxonomy places the organism in Eukaryota, Metazoa, Arthropoda, Insecta, Diptera, Drosophilidae.
ACUUUUGGUCCCAGCUACCAAACGGCGUGUACCAACAAGAGAUUUAAAAAAAUAAGAUUUAUACCAAACCAAAAGCGAUCAGAUCCAAAUCAAGUCAAAACAAAAGAUAUAAAACCCGGAACGCAGGCAUUCACAGACUAUCAUCUUACCCAGUUGAAAGACAUUUUUCUUGUUUUUUUUCCGUUGUUGAAUCAAAAAGAAGAAACGUUUUCAAAACGAGUGCAUUUUGCAUUGUGAGUGGAUCGAAUCGAAACGGAAAAUUGGAAGCCCGACACAUCGAGGAAUUCCAUCUAGCCAAACGCCAAAAAUAAGAGCAGCUACUUCCCAAAAUCCCCAAGAAAAGCAAAAGUGUUGCGAAUUCGCGGUGACAAAAGGCCAAAAGCAAAAAAAGGCCAGGCACCAUACCACUUUCCGGACCAGUUUGCUCCGCACCACUAAUCCACCAAUCUGCAAGAUCCCACCCAGAGUCCGGAACCCAAUCAGGCCAAGCCCGGCGGAAUUAUGACGGACGUAUCGCACGAAUUGGGCGCCCUGCGCUUCGUGGUGGACUCACCGCUGUCCUCCAAGGUAGCCAUGUUCAACAACCAGGCCACGCAGCACAAACAGUCGCAGUUGCUGAAUCCCUUCUCCCAGGACGGUCGCGCCUCCUCGCCGAAGCCCACAUUCUCGAAGGAUCAGUAUGGCAAGCCACUGGCCGGCAGCCUCACGGAGAUGCGUGGCCAGAAGGCCAACAUCCAUGUGAUGAAGGAGAUGCUGGAGCUGUGCCAGAUCAUCAAUUCGGAGGGCUACGACGUCAAGGACGAGCCCACCAUGCGCGUGAUUCCCUUCGGCGAGCUGUUCAAUAUCUACAACUACAUCUCCGACAAGGUGGUGGGCAUCCUGUUGCGCGCCCGGAAACACAAACUAGUGGAUUUCGAGGGCGAGAUGCUGUACCAGCGGCGAGAUGACAACGUCCCAGUGUUCCUGCUGAAGCCCAUCAAGGAAAUCCGCAGCGAGAUGGACGCCAAGAUCGAGGACAUCAAGCGGGCGGCCAGUCCGGCGCCACCGCAGUCCACCUCGGUCUUGAUGGAUCGCAGUGCCCACGAGCAGAAUCUCAAAUCGAGGACUCCCUCGCCGGCGGUGGGCAAGUCGGCCAAGGCCAAGUCCGCAUCGCCUGCGCCGGCGAAUAAGGCUCCAGCUCCAGCCCAAACGCCAGUGGCUACUCCCGCUCCAGAGCCUGCUCCUCCAGCAGAAACAGCUCCUGCUCAUGCUGCUGCUGCCGAAUCCACUCCAGCAGCAGCUCCUGCUCCAGCUUCCGUUGAGAUGAAGCCAGUGGUGUCGGGAGUGCCUGAUCCUGCGCCUGUGGCUGUGAUAGUCACGGAAGCACCACCACCACCACCACCAACCACCACAGAGGAAGCCACACCAGCAACCAUCAGCGAGCCACCGCAUACGGAGGAGGCAGUUGCUCCAGUUGCUCCAGUUGCUCCAGUUGCUCCAGUUGCUCCAGCUGCUCCAGCUUGUCCAGCUGCCGAUGACUUGCCCACUAUUGUGAUCGAAGCCACCGCCGAGUUUGUGCGCACCGUCAGCGUGGAGCAGCUGGCGCCCAGUCCCGAAACCUCAAUCCAAUCCCAAUCCGAAUCCCAAUCCUCGCCAGACGAGUCCACCCCCGCCUAAGUCGGACUAAGACUACGAAGGAUUCAGAAUGAAGGAUGAAGGAAGGACCAUCCCCUUGGAACCGUUUUGAAAGGAACUCUCGCAACUACUAAAGCGGCAGCUUUAAAUUGCAGUAGUUUAGUUUACGGCGUACUUAGUUUAAUUUACAAUUAGAGCAACACAACACUGAAGACAGAA